AUGCCCUCCGUCGAACACAAUCCAGACUCGGUCACGCAGAGUGAAUGGAGUCCCCAUAUCCUCUUGACAUUUCUGCAGUCUCAAUCGCAGAAUGCAUUGACUCGGCUUUAUCAAAGGCCGUCAUCAUGUCUCUCUAUAUUUCGCCUGUUGAGACCGCUGGAGCGCCAGCUCAUCAUGAAUAUUCUCUGGUUGGAAUCCGCUACUCCACUGUCGACGAUGUCGGCGUGGGUCACACAGGAGGGUAAAAAGCCCUACAGCGAUUCCCUUUCCACGUUAGCACGCCUCCAUAUAAUCCCAAACUCGACCACGAAGCUGGCCUUGAAUGCCACAUUCCGAGCAUCACUACGACAAGCUAUCACAGGCGGAGGAACGACAGGAAGCUUUGGGGUACCGGCGGAACCCGACCCACAGCAUUCGCCGCCGGACAUCGCCACUUUGGACGCGUAUGCCCUCGAACGUUGGGAGACCAUUCUCCACUACAUGGUGUCCUCCGGAACGGGCCAACAUCCCACGAAGCCUUCGCAGGAAGUUCUUUUCCUCUUGCAGCGCAGCGGGCUCAUGACAAGGGUGCACGGCGGCGUCCUACAGAUAACAUCGUCAGGCUUCCAAUUUUUGCUACACGAUCCUCACGCUCAGCUGUGGGAGCUGUUGCUACAGUUCCUUCAUAUGGCAGAGGAACGACAAAUGGACCUUGUGGAGGUCUUGAGCUUCUUGUUGAUGCUAUCAACCAUGGAGCUGGGUCGGGAAUAUUCGACGGAGAACCUUAGUCCAACUCAGAGCGCCAUGCUUGCGGACUUGCGUAACUAUGGUUUGGUCUGGCAGCACAGUACAUCCGCGCGUCAAUUCUGUCCGUCCCGCCUAGCCACUACCCUCACGUCGUCCUCACCUCCUCUGCCGACGUCCCGUAGUACGGGUGGUGGCUCUCAUGACCAAGGGUUUAUUGUAUUGGAGACGAACUAUCGACUCUAUGCAUACACCGACAAUCCCCUGCAGAUCGCCGUGCUGAAUCUCUUUGUUAAUUUGAAAUCUCGAUUCCCGAACCUCGUUGUCGGUGCGAUAACUCGUGAGAGUGUCAAGAAGGCCCUCGCAAACGGUAUUACCGCGGACCAGAUCAUCAGUUAUCUGACCACACACGCACAUCCACAAAUGCGCAAGAACAAACCUCUCCUCCCUGUGACUGUGCAAGAUCAAAUCCGCCUCUGGGAGCUGGAGAAGAACAGGCUGAAGUCCCAAGAAGGAUAUUUAUAUACGGCCUUCGCUUCCCAAGCAGAUUAUGAAUACGUGCUCAACUACGCCAAACAGCUGGAUGUCGUGUUAUGGGAUAAUCCGACCAAACGGUGUUUCUUCGGCAGCCUGGAUGGACACGCUAAUAUACGGGGAUUCAUAGAGAGGCGGUCUGCUGGCAUAGCGUAG
Rhodofomes roseus is the source of this 1413-nucleotide messenger RNA. RefSeq names its product transcription factor Tfb2-domain-containing protein. The transcript is spliced from 13 exons. Gene Ontology annotation, biological process: nucleotide-excision repair. Gene Ontology annotation, molecular function: ATPase activator activity; double-stranded DNA binding. The coding region runs from base 1 to 1413 and encodes 470 amino acids. The record is from RefSeq and is a predicted model, not a curated record. Lineage: Eukaryota; Fungi; Basidiomycota; Agaricomycetes; Polyporales; Fomitopsidaceae. Gene Ontology annotation, cellular component: transcription factor TFIIH core complex; transcription factor TFIIH holo complex.